Molecule: messenger RNA, 1909 nt
Organism: Lecanosticta acicola
Lineage: Eukaryota; Fungi; Ascomycota; Dothideomycetes; Mycosphaerellales; Mycosphaerellaceae
Source: the annotation of a GenBank genome assembly
AUGACCGCUCAAACAACCCCAGGAAGGGGAGCCUCCAUCUCCACUCAGCGACGGGCAAGUGUCACAGUCCAAGAUGCUGGUCACGCCCCAGAUGUCGAUGCCGGCACGGUCGAAGAAGCCGCAAAGGCCUCCGCCAGCGAGACUUCCAUGACCCUUCUCCAAGGCCUGAAGACCUACCCCAAGGCUGUGGGUUGGUCAGUCCUCCUUUCAACUUGCAUUAUUAUGGAAGGCUUCGACAUCGUUCUCAUCAAUUCUCUCUACGCUUUGCCCGCUUUUCAGAGAUUCUUUGGCGACCGUCAACGCGACGGGUCCUACGGAAUCUCAGCGGCCUGGCAGUCUGGCCUCUCGAACGGCGCUCUCGUGGGCGAGAUCCUCGGUCUGUUUGUCUCUGGCAUAAUCACGGAGCGGUUUGGCUACAAGAAGACCAUGAUGGGUGCUCUCGGGAUGCUGACUUGCUGCAUCUUCCUACCGUUCUUUGCUCAGAACUUGCCCAUGCUCUUGGCGGGAGAGGUAUGUAUCAUCUCCGCGAAACAUCUCACGACGGAGGUACUGACAUCUUCCUACCUCAGAUACUCUGCGGCCUGCCUUGGGGAACAUUCCAGACAUUGACUACGACCUACGCAUCAGAAGUCUGCCCCGUAGCGCUUCGCCCUUACCUCACCACUUACGUCAACCUCUGUUGGGUAAUUGGACAAUUCCUCUCCUCGGCUGUCUUAAAAGGCGUCAGCAGUGAGACUGGCGAGAUCGGAUUCAGGAUGCCGUAUGCCUUGCAAUGGAUUUAUCCAGUUCCCCUGAUUAUCGGAAUUGCCCUGGCGCCAGAAAGUCCAUGGUAAGAAUGAGAAGUCGAAAGAACUUUGGAAUAGAGCCAGCGCCUAACAUCUGUUGCAGGUGGCUUGUCCGAAAGGGCCGCAAGGAGGAUGCGAAGAAGCAGCUCUUGCGCCUCACGUCGCGUAGUCAGGUCGACUUCGAUCCGGACGCGACUGUAUCCAUGAUGAUCUACACGAACGAGUUGGAGAAGGAAACUACUUCUGGAGCCAGGUACUGGAACUGCUUCAAAGGCGUGAACCUUCGCCGAACAGAAAUAGUCACCUUUGUUUGGGCUAUCCAGACUGCCUGCGGCGCAAGCUCUAUGAUCGGCUUUUCAACCUACUUCUUCACCCAAGCAGGCCUGGACACGUCGCACGCAUUUUCCAUGUCUCUAGGUCUGUAUGCCCUUGGAGCCGUCGGCACAUUAUUUUCAUGGUUCCUCAUGAGCUGGUUCGGACGCCGCACCCUAUACCUCUGGGGCCAGAUUCUUAUGUCUCUUGUCCUGCUGAUCAUCGGAUUUCUGGGUAUUGCGAACACCUCAGGAGCGCAGUGGGGCAUUGCAGGCAUGAUGUUGAUCUACACUUUCGUCUACGACGCAACAGUCGGUCCUGUCUGCUAUUCGCUCGUCGCGGAACUUGCAUCAACCCGUCUUCGUACAAAGACGGUUGUCCUUGCAAGGAACCUCUAUAACAUAUCGGCCAUCGUCGCAAACAUCCUCACACCGCACAUGCUCAAUCCCGACUCAUGGGCAUGGGGUGCGAAGUCGGGCUUCUUUUGGGGAGGCGCCUGUGCCCUGUGUGCCGUCUGGACAUUCUUCAGGUUGCCUGAGUAAGUCGUUGUUCUUCUUCUCAUCCGAUCGCAUAUGCUGACUGCCGCCUCUAGACCCAAAGGUCGUACUUACGCGGAGCUUGAUGUCUUGUUCCAGACAAAGGUGUCGGCAAGAAAUUUCGACAAGACCGACGUCGUGGCACUUACAGGCUCAUCUGGCAUUACCACGGCCGAUAAUGAAUCGGGAAACGAGAAGGCUCUUUCCAAAGGUGCGCUACACUACGACGUGAAGACAUUGGAUUGCGAGAAAUUGGAGCAUGUUGGCAGCAACUGA